UAUUGAUCCAUUCGUCAUGCUCUAGACACUUCACAUCUUCUGCAUCAUCUCGAAAUCCUUCACUUCAGAGUCAUGCCACGAGAAGUCCUCUUCUUCGGGGCUGGCGCCAUCGGAGCCUUCUAUGGCUCGCGCGUGGCCCAGGUAUCCGGCAUCAAUGUCUCGGUAGUUUGCCGGUCCAACUACUCAGCCGUCCAGGCCGAUGGAUUCAGAAUCACCUCGCCUCAAUUCGGUGAUUACACCUGGAAACCAACGCGAGUGUUCCCCUCGCCGGAUGCGGCGCGAAAGAGCAAAGUGGCUUGGGACUACGUCGUUGUAAGCACCAAGGCCUUACCAAAUGUGUCAGACGACUCGAAGCUAUUGGAGGGACUGGUACACGACUCGACGGCGGUUGUAUUAAUCCAGAAUGGACUUGGUGUUGAAGAACCAUACGCUCGACGAUUCCCUCAAUCGACCAUCCUGUCAGCCGUCACCAUUGCCACUUGUGCUCAGCCCAGACACGGCUUUAUCAAGCAUAAUCGCUGGACGAGAAUCAACAUUGGACCGUACUUUACAGACUCAACCUCAACCUCGGCGAAAUCACGCGCGACCACACAGAACCAGACCUUUGUCGAUUUGUUACUGAACGGUGGGAUCAAGGACACCAAAUGCGACACCCAUGAGAAACUGCAAUUAGUGCGAUGGCACAAAAUCGCCAUCAACGCCGCCAUGAACCCUUCAUCGGUCCUCUCAGGCGGGGCGAACAAUCAAGAAAUGUCACUCGACCCAGAAAUGCACACACAUCUCAAGGCUCUCAUGGAUGAAGUUCUCACAACUGCACCCAAGGUAGUGGGGACCCCGUUUCCAGCCGAAUUCGCCACCUCAGACCAAUUACUCCGGUCGACGCAAAAGAACACAAGUGGUAGUAAGCCAAGUAUGGCUCAGGAUUGGGAGAGUGGAAAAGCAAUGGAGGUAGAGGUCAUUUUGGGAAAUCCAUUACGUCUUGCUCGAGAUAAGGGGUAUGAGAUGCCACGGUUACAGACUCUCUAUGCCCUGAUCAAGAUGAAGGAGCUGAAACGGGAUCAAGAAACCAAACAGCAAAAGGACAGCAAGUUAUAGAUGGCAUGCGAAGUUUAGGGAAAUAUCUGAUCUUGUCCGAAUAUCUUUGGUGGCGAUACCUGCUGGUACAGUAAAUAGAGCACACCUACUCGCCACGUCACGAU
Exophiala mesophila is the source of this 1199-nucleotide messenger RNA. RefSeq lists its product as uncharacterized. Gene Ontology annotation, molecular function: 2-dehydropantoate 2-reductase activity. The transcript has a single exon. Gene Ontology annotation, cellular component: cytoplasm. Lineage: Eukaryota; Fungi; Ascomycota; Eurotiomycetes; Chaetothyriales; Herpotrichiellaceae. Gene Ontology annotation, biological process: pantothenate biosynthetic process. The record is from RefSeq and is a predicted model, not a curated record. Bases 73 to 1095 code for a protein of 340 amino acids.